This is a messenger RNA of Cercocebus atys (sooty mangabey), 505 nucleotides long. Its product is annotated as vomeronasal type-1 receptor 2-like. The transcript is spliced from 2 exons. The record is from RefSeq and is a predicted model, not a curated record. Gene Ontology annotation, cellular component: membrane. The annotation marks the transcript as partial. Gene Ontology annotation, molecular function: pheromone receptor activity. Gene Ontology annotation, biological process: G protein-coupled receptor signaling pathway. NCBI's taxonomy places the organism in Eukaryota, Metazoa, Chordata, Mammalia, Primates, Cercopithecidae.
UGUGGGUUUGAAAUUUGGAAUAAUAUUUUUUUCCAUGUUGAUGUUACAAUUUGGAGAGAUUUUUCUCUUAUUCUAUGUAAAAUUUUUAGGGGGUGUAAAGUUCAGUCUACAGUAUUCAUUUUAAGUCACCUAACUGUAGCCAACUCCCUUGUCAUUUUCUCUGGAAAAAUUUUGGAGAUCAUGGCAGCUUUUGGAUUAAAAUAUUUUCUGUUAAUUUGUAAGCAAACUUGUUUACUGUUCUGCACCAGAAAUUCCAGGUUUCCCAAGCUUUAAGUAAAAGCCCUAUAGUACAUUGGCUUCUCCCACGUACUGUGCUGGGUCCGGAACAUGCGGUUAAGUCUCAAAGUUCUUAUGCUUAUGAUUGACAAAUUAAGUGACAAAAACAGCACAAAAAUCAUAUAUUUUUGGUGUCAUUCAACCAAGUUUAUGACAAAAACACAGUAUUUGAAACAUUGUUAUCCUCUUAUAAUGUUUAAAAAUACAUUUUUAACAUGACAGAUAAAAU